UUCAAUCCUUCAAAAUCAUAAUUAAAUAUUAGUAGAUUUUUUUUGCAAUUACAAAAUUCUUUAAAAUUUCAAUCCAUAGAAAAUCUUUCCAAAUUAGUACCCUCUCUCUUUAUAUAUAUUAGUAGUAUAUGUCUAUUUUAUUUAAUUACUCUUCACAGACCUCAAUCCAUUACUCUCUCCUUCCCUCUGAAACUGCGAAUUCCUUUUUUACUCUUCACUCUCUCGUCUACUGCUAUGGCAGAACCAUCCACCGCCGAAACCACCUCCGCCAGCGAUGCUCAUCCGCCGGCGCCGGCGCCGGCUUCCUCGUCGCUCAACGUCGUCGGAUUAACGAGCGACGAGAACAAGAAGCCUUCUCCCAAGUUCUUGGACGAGCCUGAAGACUCCAACAUCCAAGCGGUUUCGUCCGGCGACACUCCGUACACGUCAGCUACCACCUUCGAAGAAUUGAAUCUCUCACCGGAGCUUUUGAAGGGACUCUACGUGGAGAUGAAGUUCCAGAAACCUAGUAAGAUCCAAGCCGUAACCUUGCCUAUGAUCUUGAAUCCUCCGAAUAGGGAUUUGAUCGUACACGCGCAUAACGGUUCCGGAAAAACCACGUGUUUCCUUCUUGGUAUGCUUAGUCGAGUUGAUCCAAAGUUGCAGGCUCCUCAAGCUUUCUGCAUUUGCCCAACCAGGGAGUUGGCUAUUCAGAAUACUGAAGUUCUCCGAAAGAUGGGAAAGUACACGGGGAUUAGCUCAGAAUGUGCUAUACCAGCAGACAGUAGGGAUGCUUUGCCGAUAGCGAAACGGGCACCGAUUAUGGCUCAAGUGGUUAUUGGGACCCCUGGCACGAUUAAUAAGUGGAUGAAUUAUAAGAAACUUGGGGUGACAAGGUUGAAGAUUCUUGUUUUUGAUGAGGCUGAUCAAAUGCUUGCUAAGGAUGGAUUUAAAGAUGAUUCCCUGAGGAUAAUGAAAGGAAUAGAAAAAUUCAAUUCUAACUGUCAGGUUCUUCUGUUUUCUGCUACAUUGAAUGACAUUGUCCAGAAUUUUGUUUCGAGGACAGUUAAGCAGGAUUAUAAUACACUUUUUGUGAAGGAACUAUCUUUAGAUGCCGUAAAGCAAUAUAAAGUUCAUUGUCCUGAUGAACUCUCUAAGAUUGAAGUGAAAAAAGAAUACAUACUCGAAAUAGAAGAGAAUCUGGGGCAAACUAUAAUAUUUGUGCGCACAAGAAAUAGUGCAAAAAUGUUACAUAAAUCACUUGUUGUCGCUCCUGUUGUCGCUCCCGUCGCCCCAAGUAAGGGAGUCGACAAGGGAAAAAGGAAAGUGGUGAACAUUGUGCAGGAGAAUGCCCAGAGUUUGGCGGUCAACCCUUCUGCACCUGAAGUUAUUCCUCCUAAACCAACGGCUUCUGGAAGGAAGAGGGUUGCUAGCGAGGAUUUAAGCUCGCCUAAAGGAGCUAAAAGGGUUAGGGUGGAGCCGACUGAGUCUGGUCAAUCAGGUGGUAGUCUCUCGUUUGCCAUGGAGAGUUUCUGGCGGUGA
Gastrolobium bilobum is the source of this 1521-nucleotide messenger RNA. Its product is annotated as DEAD-box ATP-dependent RNA helicase 38-like. Gene Ontology annotation, cellular component: cytoplasmic stress granule. The coding region runs from base 235 to 1521 and encodes 428 amino acids. Gene Ontology annotation, molecular function: RNA helicase activity; ATP binding; translation initiation factor activity. Lineage: Eukaryota; Viridiplantae; Streptophyta; Magnoliopsida; Fabales; Fabaceae. Gene Ontology annotation, biological process: cytoplasmic translational initiation. The transcript has 5 exons. The record is from RefSeq and is a predicted model, not a curated record.